AUGGAUGGGGAAGAGCAGGCAGUUAUAGUGCUUGAUAUCGGCACAGGCGUCAGCAAGUGUGGAUUUGCUGGAGAUGAUGCCCCGCGCAGCAUUUUCAGAACAAAAGUGGGGAGGCCUCGAGUUCCUGGGAUCAUGGUGGGGAUGGAUCUGAGAGAUGCCUAUGUUGGCGGCGAUGUGAUGGACAGACGAGGACUAUUGAACUUGACUUAUCCAAUGCAAAAGCGGCAAAUUGAAGAUUGGGAAGAUAUGAUUAAGGUCUGGCACCAUGCCUUUUAUAACGAGCUCAAGGUCGCACCUGAAGAGCACACAGUUCUUUUGUCUGAAUCUCCACUUAACCCUCCGAAAAAGAAAGAAAAAACGAUGGAAAUUAUGUUUGAAGAGUUCACAGUGCCUUCAUUUUAUACAAGUGCAAGCGCUACUCUUGGUCUCUUCGCAGCUGGCACUACAAUAGGAUUAGUUGUGGACAGUGGAGAAGGCGGAACCCAUACAGUCCCAGUCUACGAAGGGUACAGCUGUGUCCAUGCAAUAAAUUCUCUUAAAUUCGCAGGUGGGGAGUUAACAAGCACGUUAAGGGGUCUUUUAGACGAAAGAGGUUACUCUUUUACAACUUUGAAAGAAAUUGACGUGGUUAGAGACAUUAAAGAGAAAUUAUGCGCGAUUAAAGAAAAUUACAGUAGCGCUGCUGAAAGCGAAGAAGUGGCAGGGGAAGACGUGCUUUAUGAGCUUCCAGACUCGCAUACAAUUCUGAUCAAAGAUGAAAGAUUUAGAGCGCCUGAAGGACUGUUUAACCCAGGGAUGUUUGGAAUUGAGGACGAUGGGAUUCAUCAUAAGGUGUAUCAGAGUGUGAUGAAAUGCGAUCAGGACAUCAGGAAAGAAAUGUACGACAAUAUUUUGCUAGUUGGAGGCACAACGCUAAUCAAAGGACUUAAGGAAAGGCUAAUUAAGGAACUUAUACCUUUAGCUCCUGUGGGGACCAAACCAAAGAUCGUGGAUCCACCAGAGAGGGAGUAUACAGUGUGGAUUGGAGGCUCAAUUUUAGCAUCUUUGAGUAGCUUCCAAAGGAUGUGUAUCACAAAGCAACAAUAUGAAGAACAAGGUUCUAGGAUUAUUCAUAUGUACACUGAGCAUAACAAUAGCUUAGACUUCUCUAUCUUCUCUAUCAGGAAUAAGGAGCUGGCUUUCCAAUAUUGUUGGUAAAAUAUUUCACAAGCGGAAGAAGCUCAUCCUCAAGUUAUUUUGUCCAUUGGGAGUUUUUUGGGCUAAUAAAACUCGUUCAUUUAACUCCCUAUACCCGUUAUAAAAAAUAAAAAUGUCCAAGCUAUAACCAUAGCUAAGUAAUAAAAUGCUAA
Blepharisma stoltei is the source of this 1349-nucleotide messenger RNA. The record is from the annotation of a GenBank genome assembly. NCBI's taxonomy places the organism in Eukaryota, Ciliophora, Heterotrichea, Heterotrichida, Blepharismidae.